AUGUGUCUUUCUUCAAUCCUGGGCUGGUGCAUCAUCAUCAUAUCUGCCACCGUGGGCCUCUGUGGCACGUGCUACACCAACUGCCGCUCCAAAGUGAGCUACCUGCAGCUCACCUUCUGGAAGCGCUACGUGGAGAAGGAGAAGGAGCGCUUCGACGGCUUCGCCCUGGACUACGCCAACAAACUCGCAGAGAGAAACCUGAUUAGCUUCUUCGAAAACAAGGACCCGGCCCCCUUCCCGUUCCCAAACCACCGCGCCUGGGAACAGAUCUCCGAGCUGUACACCUUCACACGCAGCGAGCAGUACUACAGCACGCUGCAGAGGUACGUGGAGGGCAGCCGCGACUGCGCUCCGGAGAAAAGACCUGUGAUGGACAUGGAGCACGGCAUCGAGAUGAGCUGA
This is a messenger RNA of Knipowitschia caucasica, 402 nucleotides long. Lineage: Eukaryota; Metazoa; Chordata; Actinopteri; Gobiiformes; Gobiidae. The record is from the annotation of a GenBank genome assembly.